AUGAUGCGUUAUCAUGCUAUGUUAAAGGCUGAAUAUCGGGAGUUCGUAAACCCCUCGAAGUGUGCAACGUUGAAUGAGUUAAUCGACUGGGCAAGAGAUAGGGAGAUUGAGUUAAGAAGGCAGGUUGAACGGGGAGAGAAAAGGGUGGCGUUGAAACCUACCAACACAAACCCAUCGAAAAAGGCAAAAUAUCAAGAUCAAAAUAGGAAAGGGAAGACAAGUAGUGGGAUUCCGACUUGCAAGACAUGUGGGAAACAUCAUUCGGGUGAAUGUCUGUUGGGAAAGGAAGGAUGCUACAAAUGUGGGCAAGAGGGACAUCCGUAUUAUAGGUGCCCCGAAAAGUCAAAAGCGUGUUACAAUUGUAAUCAAACGGGGCACAUUAAAGUAGAAUGUCCGAAACUCCAACAAGGGGCAAAGAAAGAUGGAAAGAAGGAUGAGUCUUCCAAGGCUCGUGGGAGAAUGUUCCAGUUAACCUCGGAUGAAGCUAAGGCUAGCCCGGAUGUGGUUUCAGGUAGAUUCUUGGUUAAUUCUAUGCCUAUGAAUGUUUUAUUUGGUUCCGGGGCUAGUAGAUCGUUCAUUUCUAAUGAAUUGUUAGUUCAUCCAUCGUUUAAGUUUGAAAAGAUGUUAGUACCCUUAGAAGUGGAAGUUGCUGAUAGUAAAAGUUAUUUGUUACAUGAUAUUUUUAGAAACUGUAAGAUCUUAAUCGAAGAUGAGGAAUUUAGUAUAGACCUUGUACCGAUGUACAUGGGGGAAUUUAAAGUAGUUGUAGGAAUGGAUUAG
Helianthus annuus (common sunflower) is the source of this 780-nucleotide messenger RNA. RefSeq lists its product as uncharacterized. The transcript has a single exon. Gene Ontology annotation, molecular function: nucleic acid binding; zinc ion binding. The coding region runs from base 1 to 780 and encodes 259 amino acids. The record is from RefSeq and is a predicted model, not a curated record. NCBI's taxonomy places the organism in Eukaryota, Viridiplantae, Streptophyta, Magnoliopsida, Asterales, Asteraceae.